Danio rerio (zebrafish) is the source of this 2959-nucleotide messenger RNA. Lineage: Eukaryota; Metazoa; Chordata; Actinopteri; Cypriniformes; Danionidae. The record is from RefSeq and is a predicted model, not a curated record.
UGUCUGUCUGUCUGUCUAUCUAUCUAUCUGUCCCUCGCCCCAAGUGUUACUAUUAUUAAUCUUAAUCGAUACAAACAUUGAAAACUGCAUCCGUUAGCAUAGCUCUGUGGGCUACUAUAAAUGUUACUUGCUAAGCUCAAAUCACCCAGUAGGCUAAACUAAGACCGUUUAGUAUGCAGUUUAUCAGUAGGCAAUAUUUAUUUUGACUUCCUUAAGGGUCACAAUAUAUAUGAUGUCUAGUUCCUCAUACUAUCAAAAUAAACUUGAAUUCAGCCUUCACUAAAAUCAAUGCUGACGGCCUCGAAUACGUUCGCGCAUGCGCAGAUGUGCGGGCCUCCUCUGAGCGGGUCGCGAACUCUGACCUCCUUUAGCUGCAGUGAGCCGUCACUUUACAAUAAUUUAUCGUAACGCCGCGGGAUUUGGAUAAUAACCCGCGCAUUAAGGGUGGGUGUGCAGCUGAUGGGGCAUUGCUAGCCAUUUUCUGAAGAAUUGGCAUCAUGGAAGGAGAAAGUCCCAGAAUUCAGCUGGUCUCUGCAGAUGGUGGCCUACAGAUUGUGACCGAGCAACAGUUGGCCCAGAAAGUGCAAAUAGUCACGGCCAUUGAUCAGGCUGGAGCUGGAAAGCAGCAGUUUAUAUUAGCUAACCUGGACUACCCCAAUCAAGAGAAACUGUUCAUCAAACAGGAGAACUCACCAGCCAAGGUCAUCCUAACCUCUUCCGAUGGCUCAGCCGUCAAUCAACUGCUUUUCGCAUCACCUGAACUAUCAGGACAACAAAUCCAGUUUGUUACAGAUGGCUCAGAUCAGGGCUCGAUGAAGCCUCCAGUGGAGUACUGUGUAGUUUGUGGAGACAAGGCUUCAGGUCGUCACUAUGGUGCAGUGAGCUGUGAGGGCUGUAAAGGUUUCUUCAAGCGCAGCAUCAGGAAGAAUCUGGUGUACACGUGCCGUGGGUCUGGAGAGUGUGUCAUCAAUAAACACCAUCGCAACCGCUGUCAGUACUGCAGACUGCAGCGCUGCAUGGCGCUCGGCAUGAAACAAGACUCUGUUCAGUGUGAGAGGAAACCAGUGGAGGUGUCGAGAGAGAAGCCAGCAAACUGUGCGCCCUCUAUUGAAAAGAUCUACAUCCGCAAAAACCUAUGCAGCCCUCUCGCUGCAAUGCCAACGUUUGUCAGCCAAAAAGAAAGCACUAGGCCCACUAGUUUACUGGACUCCAACAUGCUCUUGAAUAUCCAGCAGUCCAUUUCCAAACUUGACAACACUAUUUUAAUUCCUUCUUCACCAGAUCAGAAUGAUUCCAGUCAGGGAGAUCUGGGAACUCUGGCCAACGUGGUCACAUCUCUCGGUCACCUCAACAAAAGUCGGGAGAUGAUGGACAGCAGUACUGACCUAUCAGGAAUCGAUACCAUGAGUAACGAUGACAGCGUUAUGACAGACAUUCAGAGGGAGGAGUCAAAUGACGUUACUCGAGCUUUUGACACGCUCACAAAGGUGCUAAAGGCUGAGGAGAGUUGUGGAGAAGAGGUGGCUGAUGGGGCUGUGGCUGUUAGGGAUGACGAACAGACCUCCGCGCUGCUAGAACUAGAAGGACCGCUACUCUCAGAUAUGCACGUGCCCUUUAAGCUGAUGAUGCCGCUGCCCAUGCCGGAUUUCCUAAAUCUGAAUUACAUCUGUGAAUCAGCUUCCCGUCUGCUUUUCCUCUCCAUGCACUGGGCUCGAUCGAUUCCAGCUUUCCAGGCUCUCGGCUCAGAGAACGGCAUCACACUGAUGAAGGCCUGUUGGAAUGAGUUGUUCGCCUUAGGUUUGGCUCAGUGUUCACAUAUUAUGAAUGUAGAAACCAUCCUCACGGCCAUAAUCAACCACUUACAGACCAGCUUGGAUGAAGAAAAACUGUCUCCAGAGCGGGUGAAGCAAGUCAUGGAGCAUAUCUGGCGCAUGCAGGAAUUUUGUAACAGUAUGAGUCGCAUGAGUCCUGAUGCCUAUGAAUAUGCUUACCUCAAAGCUGUGGUCCUCUUUAGUCCAGAUCACUCAGCCGUAGAUGGCACACUUCAGAUUGAACGAUUUCAGGAAAAAGCCUAUAUGGAACUUCAGGAUUAUGUGAGCAAAGUGUAUCCAGAGGACACGUAUCGUCUUUCAAAGUUGUUAGUUCGUCUGCCGGCUCUGCGCCUCAUGAGCGCAGCAGUCACCGAAGAGCUGUUUUUCGCAGGCCUCAUUGGCAACGUCCAGAUCGACAGCAUCAUUCCGUACAUCCUCAAAAUGGAAUCUACCGACUACAACAGCCAGCCAAUCAGCGGCGUCGAGUGACGAACCCCGCCCACAGCCUCACCCAUCAGCUUUAACAUGUCUCCGGCUUUGCACAUUCAGACGCUUUAUGAUAUAAUCAUACGAAUUUUGAAUGAGAAAAUCAUUUUGUUAUGACUUUGCUUUUUCAUUUUGGUCAGUGAUCGUGUCUAUGGGUUUUGUAAUAUGGAUUACCACAACUGUUGUGGUUCAGUCCUUCGGGCUUUUAUUGUAUUGCUGUAAUUAUGUUUAAAAAGUGUCUAUGAAGACACAGAAGUGCAAGAACAUGUUCUGGAGAACUUGUUCCAGAAACCUUCCCCCCCAAAAGCACUGACUUUCUCUGUAUAUGAAUUGUGUAUAUAGGACUAAUAAUAAAUGUCAAAUCAAGGACAAAAAUGUGUAUAUUUUUAUUUUUGUUUUUUUUAUGUUCAGGAAAUGUUGUCAUUGUUUUCUAUUUAUUAUCUUAUAUAUUUCAUUGGCUAAUCCUUACUCUGAGCGUGCAAUCAUUGUGAAAAAUCAUUUAGUAAUCACUAUUGAAUAGAAAAGUCUUUUGGACAAUCAUGAGGAAUUUUCCGAUUAUUUCUUUCAGAACCUUGUGAACUCUGUAAAGUUUAAAUAUAUAUUUGUGUUGUUGUUUUUUAUUAUUAUUAUUAUUAAAGGUUGAAAUCUGUUUUCGGAAACAA